AUGAAGGCCAAAGGUAUACCAAAUUUCAUGUGGGGAGAGGCAGUGAGACAUGCUUCUUAUAUUUUAAAUCGUUCGCAUACCAGAGCUCUUCAAGAUCAAACACCUUAUGAGAUGUUUAACGGAAGAAAACCAAACUUGAAGUAUUUGAAGAUUUUCGGAUGUAUAGCUUAUGCAAAGGUCAUGGUUAAUCACUUAGAAAAACUUGCAGAUCGUUCUAAGCCACUUGUGUAUUUGGGAAAUGAACCUGGUUCCAAAGCCUUUCGGUUAUAUGACCCGAAGAACCGAAAAAUAGUGGUAAACCGGGAUGUGGAGUUCGAUGAAAAAAGAAGGUGGAACUGGUCUAAAACAACAAAAUCAGCUCAAUACGGAGCGGGUACUUUUAUUCUAACUGAAUAUGUUGAUACAGGUGUUGAACAAGUGCAACUUGAGGCUGAAUCUGGGUUCGAAAAUGUUGUUGAAUCCGGGUCUAAUGAUGCUGCUGAACGGCUACAACAGAAGAUGACAACAGCCAAGAUGAGGUUGUUGGUGACCAAACACCCCAGCAAAGCGUCCAAUCUGAAAUUUGCAGCACUUAUUCAAGUGACAGUAGUGAACAACCAGCUCCAAGAAGAUCCAGUCGAGUGCCAGUUACUCCUGUUCGGUUCAAUGAUUAUGUAA
This is a messenger RNA of Helianthus annuus (common sunflower), 657 nucleotides long. RefSeq lists its product as uncharacterized. The transcript has a single exon. NCBI's taxonomy places the organism in Eukaryota, Viridiplantae, Streptophyta, Magnoliopsida, Asterales, Asteraceae. The record is from RefSeq and is a predicted model, not a curated record. Bases 1 to 657 code for a protein of 218 amino acids.